Molecule: messenger RNA, 858 nt
Organism: Rhea pennata
Lineage: Eukaryota; Metazoa; Chordata; Aves; Rheiformes; Rheidae
Gene: AQP8
Product: aquaporin 8
Exons: 6
Coding region: 82-858 (258 amino acids)
Biological process (GO): water transport; transmembrane transport
Cellular component (GO): plasma membrane
Molecular function (GO): water channel activity
Source: RefSeq, a predicted model, not a curated record
CCUCCAGGAGUGCCGCUCACUCCGCGCCAGGGCCAGGCUGGUGCUGGGAGCUCCCAGAGCCAAGCACGCAGAGCCUCCCCGAUGGCCACCGAGGAGCACGGUCCCGCGGCCGCCAAGGAGGCGCGGGUGGACGGGGUGCCCAAGCGGCAGCCGCCGAAGCCCCACUGGUACGAGCGCUACGUGCAGCCCUGCGUGGCCGAGCUCCUGGGCAGCGCGCUCUUCAUCUUCAUCGGCUGCGCCUCCGUCAUCGAGAACGCCGAGGGCACGGGGCGGCUGCAGCCCGCCCUGGCGCACGGGCUGGCCCUGGGGCUCAACAUCGCCGUCCUGGGGAACAUCAGCGGCGGCCACUUUAACCCCGCCGUGUCCCUGGGCGCCUGGCUGAUCGGCGGCCUGAGCAUCACCAUGCUGCUCCCCUACUGGGUGUCCCAGCUGUGCGGCGGGGUGGUGGGAGCCGCCCUGGCGAAGGCGGCCACGGCCGGCGAGCGGUACGCCAACGCCAGCGGGGGAGCCUUCGGCAGCAUCGCCGCCGACGCGCAGGUCCCCGCCGCGCUGGCCGCUGAGAUCUUCCUCACCGCCCUCCUGGUGCUCACCGUCUGCAUGGGGGCCCUCAACGAGAAGACCAGCACCCCGCUGGCACCCUUCUGCAUCGGCUUCGCCGUCACGGCCGGCGUCCUGGCGGGAGGUGCCAUGUCCGGAGCCUGCAUGAAUCCUGCCAGGGCCUUCGGGCCGGCGCUGAUAGCCGACUACUGGGACUACCACUGGGUUUACUGGGUCGGGCCCGUGAUCGGCGGCGUGCUGGCUGGUGCCCUGGUGAGGCUCCUGAUCGGCGACCGGAAAACGCGCCUGCUGCUGCUGUGA